Messenger RNA from Culicoides brevitarsis, 1464 nucleotides. It is a transcript of the gene Rpt5, whose product is annotated as 26S proteasome regulatory subunit 6A-B. Gene Ontology annotation, molecular function: ATP binding; ATP hydrolysis activity; proteasome-activating activity. The coding region runs from base 116 to 1405 and encodes 429 amino acids. NCBI's taxonomy places the organism in Eukaryota, Metazoa, Arthropoda, Insecta, Diptera, Ceratopogonidae. Gene Ontology annotation, biological process: proteasome-mediated ubiquitin-dependent protein catabolic process. The transcript is spliced from 2 exons. Gene Ontology annotation, cellular component: proteasome regulatory particle, base subcomplex. The record is from RefSeq and is a predicted model, not a curated record.
AUUGCAAAUCAUCUUCGUGUCUCCAAACAAUUUAGCUGCAUUUCUCACUGAAAUACGUGAUUUCAAGAAGUAAAUCUAUCAAAAAUUCGUUCAAAAGUGAUCAAAUUCCGAUAAAAUGGCUGCGACAACAUUAGAAGACAAAUCCAUUUGGGAAGACGAGCAAGAAUCUCUCGGCGAGGAGGUCCUCCGGAUGCCCACAGACGAAAUUGUCUCCCGUACGCGUCUCAUGGACAACGAAAUUAAGAUUAUGAAGAGCGAAGUGAUGCGAAUCAAUCACGAGUUGGCGGCGCAAAACGAAAAAAUCAAGGAUAACACGGAAAAAAUCAAAGUAAACAAGACGUUGCCGUAUUUGGUGUCGAAUGUCAUCGAGUUGCUCGACGUUGAUCCGCAAGAGGAGGAAGAUGACGGUGCAAUUACGGUUUUGGACUCGCAAAGGCAGGGAAAAUGCGCCGUUAUCAAGACAAGUACGAGACAAACAUACUUUUUGCCCGUUAUUGGACUUGUUGAUGCGGAAAAAUUGAAGCCUGGCGAUCUUGUCGGAGUGAACAAAGACUCGUAUUUGAUCUUGGAAACGUUGCCCGCGGAAUACGAUGCUCGUGUGAAGGCUAUGGAGGUAGAUGAACGCCCAACGGAACAAUAUUCCGACAUUGGAGGCUUGGAUAAACAGAUUCAGGAACUAAUUGAAGCGGUUGUUUUGCCCAUGACACACAAAGAAAAGUUUAAAAAUCUUGGAAUUCAUCCUCCAAAAGGUGUUCUUCUGUAUGGUCCUCCCGGCACAGGAAAGACUCUCCUUGCUCGUGCAUGCGCCGCUCAAACAAAAUCUACUUUCCUCAAGCUCGCGGGUCCCCAACUCGUGCAAAUGUUCAUUGGCGACGGCGCAAAAUUAGUUCGUGACGCCUUCGCAUUGGCAAAGGAAAAAGCUCCCGCGAUUAUUUUCAUCGACGAAUUGGAUGCGAUUGGCACAAAACGUUUCGACAGCGAAAAAGCCGGCGAUCGCGAAGUACAACGUACGAUGUUGGAGUUGUUGAAUCAACUCGAUGGCUUUAGCUCGACUGCCGAUAUCAAAGUUAUUGCGGCAACGAAUCGUGUCGACAUUUUGGAUCCGGCGUUGUUGCGUUCCGGACGUUUAGAUCGUAAAAUUGAGUUUCCGCAUCCGAAUGAGGAGGCACGAGCUCGUAUCAUGCAAAUUCACUCGCGUAAAAUGAACGUUAGUCCCGAAGUGAACUUUGAGGAGUUGGCAAGAUCCACAGAUGACUUCAAUGGGGCGCAAUGUAAGGCGGUUUGCGUAGAGGCGGGUAUGAUUGCGUUGCGAAGAUCCGCAGCGUGCGUUACGCAUGAAGACUUUAUGGAUGCUAUUAUGGAAGUGCAGGCCAAGAAGAAGGCGAACCUCAAUUAUUAUGCUUAAUUUUUCAUUUUUUGGAUUUUUUUGAAAAUGAUAGAAAUAAAAAAAAACUCGUAUCUUAU